AUGAAUAAUAGCAAAGUAAUACUGCUUGCAAAGGUUAGUCAUUCUCAAAGCUUAAGAAUUCCACCUUUAAAAGUGUGGAUUCUUGGCAAAUCUGGAGAAGUCAUAACAGCUCACUGCAAUUGUAUGGCAGGUUGCUCUUCAGCAUGUUCACAUGUUGGUGCUGUACUGUUUGCCUUAGAAGUGGGUGUUAGAAUCCGAGAGUCAAAAACAUCCACUGACAGAGUAAAUGAGUGGUUGCCUCCACAUUCAAGAGUUCUUGCUCCUCGUCCAUUAAAGGAAAUAGAUUUCAGUUCAUCAGUUGCAAAGUAUAACCGCAUGACUGAUGUAAAUGCUAACCAAAGUGCAAUCAAAAAGAAAAACAUGAAGGUAACACCUAUGACUGACAGUGAGCUGGAUUCAUUUUUGUCAGAUGUAACAAAAUGUAAUCCACAAGCUUGCAUUUUGGCUGUUACACCUAGAUUUUCUGAUUGCUUUGUUGCAAGUGAGGAUAUACCUUUUCCUUUGAUGUUUGGAAAUCUUUUUAAUCCAUCUCUUGCUAACCUGGACUGGCCUGAGCUGGAAGAAUACUGUUGCAAACUGUUUCAAGAGUUGCAACUUACAGAAGACCAGAUAAAAAACAUAAGUGACUUGACAACAAAGCAAUACAAACAGAAAGUUUGGUAUCAGUAUCGAGCUGGACGCAUAACUGCAUCUAAUAUGAAAGCAGCAUGCCACACAAAUUUAAUUAAUCCAGCAAAGUCACUGAUUAAAAAAAUUUGCUACCCAUUUGAACAUCGAUUCAAAAGUCCCUCGGUAAAAUGGGGAUGUGAUCACGAAAACCAUGCACGAUCAAAAUAUGAAGAAAAACAAGCUAAACUUCAUCGUAAUUUCAUUAUUAAAGAAACAGGGUUUCAUGUGUUACCAUCUCAUCCAUUCAUUGGUGCCUCACCUGAUGGUCUUGUAGACUGCAACUGUUGUGGCCAAGGAAUGGUUGAAGUGAAAUGUCCUUGGUGUCAGCGAGAACAAAAUAUUGAUGAAAAUACGCCCAAUUAUUUAGUUAAGGAGAACGGUAUUUACACAAUUAACAAAUGUAGCAAAUAUUACUACCAAAUGCAAACACAAAUAUUUGUAUGUAAUGUUGAAUAUUGUGACUUUGUAGUUUGGACAGAAAAAAGUUUGCACAUUGAGAGGAUUUAUAGAGACUUUACAUUGUGGAAUAGCAUCAUUGAAAAAGCAAGAAAUUUUUUCAAAUUAUGUAUACUAUCAGAACUGACAGCACAUUGGUAUUCAAAACAAUAGAUUGAAAUUGUACAUAAAGAUUUAUUAAAACAUUACACAGUGUAGACUUGAUUUUAUUCAAACGGCACAACACUAUUACAUAAAUUUAUUAAAGCACAACUAACAUGUACAAUCUUUUCUAUUGAUGUUACA
Centruroides sculpturatus (bark scorpion) is the source of this 1410-nucleotide messenger RNA. RefSeq lists its product as uncharacterized. NCBI's taxonomy places the organism in Eukaryota, Metazoa, Arthropoda, Arachnida, Scorpiones, Buthidae. The transcript has 2 exons. The record is from RefSeq and is a predicted model, not a curated record. Bases 1 to 1278 code for a protein of 425 amino acids. Gene Ontology annotation, molecular function: zinc ion binding.